Messenger RNA from Misgurnus anguillicaudatus (oriental weatherfish), 3208 nucleotides. RefSeq lists its product as uncharacterized. Lineage: Eukaryota; Metazoa; Chordata; Actinopteri; Cypriniformes; Cobitidae. The record is from RefSeq and is a predicted model, not a curated record.
UGAAACAUUUCUCAACCAAUCAGAAUAAAGUAUUCAACAGCUUGUGGUAUAAGACUUAAAAUAACAUUUCAUAUAUCAUGGUGAACUCUGACGAAUACUUCCUUAUAAUAGUACUGAGGACAGUCACCAUUGGUUUAAUCUUCACAAGUUGACCACAUGACGUUCAAACUGUUUGACAACCAGAACGACAGUCAUGCAGACUCUCUCCUAAAAUGCUUUCAAACAUGUGCUCUUUAAUCUUGUUUUUCAUUUGCACAGGAGGUAUUCUUGGUGUUAAUGGAUAUGAAGUGAAGUCAGUGUCAGUGAUGGAGGGAGAUUCUGUUACUCUACACACUAAUGUUACUAAAAUAAAGAGACGUGAUCAGAUACUGUGGAUGUUUGGACCUCAGGAGACUCGUAUUGCUGAAAUAUAUAAAAAAAGCAUUGAUAUGUAUAACAGUAAUGAGACAUUUGGAGACAGAUUGAAUCUGGACAAUCAGACUGGAUCUCUCACCAUCACAAACAUCUCAAUCACAAACUCUGGACUUUAUAAACUACAAAUCUUCAGCAACAAAGAAACUUUAUACAAGAGAUUCAAUGUUACUGUCUAUGCUCAUCUGCCCAUUCCUGUAAUCUCUUCACAAAGUUCAUCGUCAUCAUCAUCAAGUUCAAAAUGUGUGUUAUUGUGUUCAGUGUUAAAUGUGACAGAUGUGAGUCUGUCCUGGUAUAAAGGAAACAGUUUAUUGUCCAGCAUCAAUGUGUCUGAUCUCAACAUCAGACUCUCUCUACCUCUGGAGGUUGAAUAUCAGGAUACAAACACAUACAGAUGUGUACUCAACAAUACCAUCACAAACCAAACUCAACAUCUCAACAUCAGUGAUAUAUGUUUAGACUCUGUACCGUUAUACAGUUAUUGGAAGAGAGUGAUGCCCUCAUUCGUUUAUGCUCUGGUGGGCGUGGCUUCUGUCGCGCUACUCGUCUUUUACGUCAGAUCUGAACAGAAAGCGAAAGCAAAAAUCUCUUUAUAAAGUCACUGAUAUAAUUUCUAUAUGGACACUAGGUGGCAAUACAUGUAAAACAAUCACAAGCACGGUCUUAUUUUGUUUUGCUGUAUGUACAAUAAAGUUGCCAACACAAAAAUCAAAACAUUAAAACGCUGCCAAAAACUUAUGCAGAGUUGCACGUUUGUGCUUGGGGGGCACCUACCGGCAAACAAGGGUACUGCAAGACUUUGGUUAUGGUUUUUAAAUAUGGUUUAAAAAUGAAUUAAAACUAUUUUAGCCUGCAGUCUACCUAAUAAAACAUCAAAAUUAGACAAAAAUUAUGAAUUAUUAUAUUUUCUAUUUCAUUAAUAACUCAGACAAAUCAUAAUUGUCCCAGAACUCCUCAUAUUACAAAAGUUAAAUCAAACAUUACCAGAUGCAGCUAACAGUAGGCUAUAGGAAAUGUUGAUAUAUUUUGUUCAAGUUUCUUAAGUUGUUUCAUCUAUUAUAAAUAUUUUACUGUUUAAAAGUACCUGACAGGAAUUUGAAAUCAUUUUUGUUAAUGUGCAGUGCUUGUUAAAGCCUGUAGUAAUUCAUGCAUGGACACGCAGAGAAGAGCCAUCAUUUGUGUUCAAUGAAACGCCCACGUUUUUUCCUCAGCUUAGCUCAUUGCUAAACUUUACUUCUGUGUCGUCUUUACAUUUAAGCAGAUAAAGUUAAAUCAUCUCUGAUUUGUGCCUGGACUCAUGAAGAAUAUGGAUCUCUCAUUUUCUGUGCUCUGUUUGUGUCUCUUCAAUGGUGUGUUUGGUGUUGAGACAGAACUUUAUGGAGACUCUAAAGAUAAUCCAGACCAAACUACAAAUAACACAAAAGUGGAAUAUUCUGAAUCUAGACUUCCUUAUAUUUUGGGAUUUGUGGCAUUUCUUCUGUUUAUAAUAUUUGGGAUAUGUUUCUGUUGUUAUUAUGGAAGACAAAGAGGUUCCUUUCUGAUCGCAUGGUGUUGAACUCAAGAAAUUGCAUCAUAUGUGUAUAGUACAGUAUUUGACUCUUAUUAGCUUGUGAAGGGUUUUUGUGGGACAUGCGAUCCAUGAGACAUUUCUGAUCUUCCAAUUAAUCCACAUGACAAUAUUUGUCCAGACUGGAGAAAUCACUGAUCCAUCCGAACAACAGGAUCAUAACAACAUAACUAACAAGUAACCUUGACUGACCUUGUGUCCUGUAUUUCUUAGCAAAAAUCUGUAUUUGGGUCUCCAAUAUUUUUAUAUUUUUCCAAAGCUUUGGAAAUUAAGUUGUUUUGCAUUGUUAAGCUGUAUGGUUGCUAAACACAGUAUUAAUUUUUCCCUUAAUUAUUUAAAUCAAUUGUGACAUGCUGAUAUUACAUUACAUUAACAUAUUUACAGAGAUAAAGUUAAAUAUAUUUCACUUUUAGCUUAAAUUUAGAAUAAAUGUUAAGUUUUUUGAUACAUGCAUUUCAAAUACAAAAUGGUAUUUUUUGUAUUUGAUAGGGUUGAUAGAAAUACCUUCAUAUUUUGUAUCAAAAUACUUUAGUGUUUUGUAUUUUUAAAAUACUAUUUUGAUCUGUUUUUUCUGUUAGAGUAAAAGUAGUGUUGACUGUUAUGGGGCAUACACACCAAAUGCGAGUUCAACGAUUUGCGCGAGAAGAUUACAUACAAAGUCAAUUCAAAGACGCGAUCAGACGCGUGCUCGCGUGGGGCGAUGCGAAUGACGCAAUAUGUGCGGCACGUUUGUCGUGAAAACACGAGCUAUUCACCUCAAACGCGUCUUCACCCAAGUUGAAAAUAUUCAACUCGAGUGUAGAAGUCACAUGACACGAAGAUAAAUCCCGUGAGUAAUCUAGAGCAAUGCCCUGCAUUUGGUGUGUGCGUAGCAUAAUGCUGCGUUCACACCAGCCGCGGUAGAGGCAGCAAAAACGGGCUAUUCGCGCGUACUUGGACGCUUGAACAUUUGAGUUCACUUGCUUCAUUCACGCGCGUAAAAUUCUAGUCAUUCGUGACAUUCACGCGGAUAUUCGCUUCAUGGGAGGGGCUUCUGCGACUCCGCUGGCUUCCUGUAAUCACAUACAGCAAGGUCUUUUUUUUAAGUUUUUCAACUAGCGUUAACAUGUAAACAUGUAAAUCACUCGCGCUUGCCGCCUACCGUGUCUGGUGUGAAUCCUGCAUGUUUUUAGAAUACCUUUUCUGUUGUAUUCAAUUUUGACAUUUAAGUAAAUGUUCUUAAUAUACUUU